Molecule: messenger RNA, 689 nt
Organism: Spea bombifrons (plains spadefoot toad)
Lineage: Eukaryota; Metazoa; Chordata; Amphibia; Anura; Pelobatidae
Gene: SFR1
Product: SWI5 dependent homologous recombination repair protein 1
Exons: 3
Coding region: 22-672 (216 amino acids)
Biological process (GO): double-strand break repair via homologous recombination; positive regulation of DNA-templated transcription
Cellular component (GO): Swi5-Sfr1 complex
Source: RefSeq, a predicted model, not a curated record
GUUACAGCAUAUACUUUGAAUAUGGAAAUACCGGUGACAGGUUCUGUACCCGUCUGCAUGGCAGCAAAUUAUAUAGGAUCACCAGACCCUCAAAACAACAUAGUGAAUAAACAGCCCAUGAGUGCAUCACUACGGGAGCGUCUUAGAAAAACAAGAAGGUCUUUUAUUUCCUCGUGCAGUGUGGUAAAGAGACUUAAAGUAGAUUGUGAAGAAAAUGAGGGAUCUAAUACUGCACAGCAACCAUAUAGAGACUCUCUGGAAAGCCCAGUGAAAACAUCUUUGCCUCCAAGUCCUGUCUCUUCGGGGGAUGCACACGGUCCGGAUGUCAGAAUUUCAGCAGAAUCUUCACUGCAGACCACCGCGAAGAGCUUGUGCAGUAACCAGGAGCUGGUUCAAGAAAGGGACAGGUUACUGAAGCGAGUGGAGGAGAAGGAAGACAUUUUGAGAAGACUUAAAAUGGUCAAGAUGUACAGAUCGAAGAACAAUGUGACAGAGCUACAUUCUCUAAUUGAAAAAUGGAGGAAAAGCAGCCAGCUGAUAGUCUACGAGCUUCAAACAACGUUAUCGUCCCAGAAUACAAAGAUCAGCCUCACGCAGCUCAUGGAUACCUGUGGGGUGGAUGACAAGUUGUUACGUUAUAAUAGAGCUGAAGAGGAUUUUGAGAAUCCCUGAAAAUGUGAAGAAAUACA